Penicillium maclennaniae is the source of this 1509-nucleotide messenger RNA. It is a transcript of the gene hosA, whose product is annotated as histone deacetylase HOS2. The transcript has a single exon. NCBI's taxonomy places the organism in Eukaryota, Fungi, Ascomycota, Eurotiomycetes, Eurotiales, Aspergillaceae. Gene Ontology annotation, molecular function: histone deacetylase activity. The coding region runs from base 1 to 1509 and encodes 502 amino acids. The record is from RefSeq and is a predicted model, not a curated record.
AUGGUCCUCAGGACCGGCACUCCCGUCGUCCAAGAAUAUGCAGCCCCGCCGCCAACUCUAAGCACCGACCAGAAGGUCGCCCACGAGCGCCAAAUCUAUCGAGUUCCGAGACCUUCAGGCUAUCGCGUGUCAUGGCACGCCAACCCCGCCGUCGAGGGCCACCAUUUCGGCCAGUCACACCCGAUGAAGCCGUGGCGCCUAACUCUGACCAAGCAGCUCGUCAUGGCCUACGGGAUGCACCACGCUAUGGAUCUGUACUUGGCGCGGGCAGCGACAUACGAAGAGAUGGCCGAAUUCCAUGCAACCGACUACCUGGACUUUUUGCAGCAGGUGGUGCCCGGUGACAUAGAUCGCGCGGAGCAGAAUGACAACGUGAUACGGUUCAAUUUCGGUGACGACUGUCCCAUCUUCGACGGGCUGUACAACUACUGCUCGCUAUACGCGGGUGGCACCGUCGACGCUGCGCGCAAGCUCUGUAACGAUCAAGCUGAGAUCGCAAUCAACUGGUCCGGUGGUCUGCACCACGCGAAGAAGGCCGAGGCCAGCGGGUUCUGCUAUGUCAAUGAUAUCGUCCUGGGCAUAUUACAACUUCUACGGCACCACCCGCGCGUGAUGUACAUUGACAUCGAUGUGCACCACGGCGACGGCGUGGAACAGGCUUUCUGGUCCACCGACCGUGUUCUGACUGUCUCUUUCCACAAAUACGACAAGGAUAACUUCUUCCCUGGCACCGGCGCCCUCGACGACACCGGCCCCACGCACCCGCUCAAUCCGGGUGCCCACCACUCCAUCAACGUACCGCUUCAUGACGGCAUCCACGAUGACUCCUAUAUCAGCCUGUAUGAGGAAGUUAUCGGCGCCUGCGUCGAAACAUAUCGACCGGGCGCGAUCGUCCUCCAAUGUGGCGCAGACAGUCUCGGCUGUGACCGACUUGGCUGCUUCAACCUCAACGUCACGGCACACGGCGCCUGCGUCGCCUUCACCAAGAAAUUUAACAUACCUCUACUCGUUGUUGGAGGCGGAGGCUACACACCUCGCAACGUAUCCCGCGCUUGGGCCCACGAGACUUCCAUCCUCAUCGGCGCCGAGAACAUCAUCGAUCCUAACAUUCCCCAAAACGUCGCGUUCCGCAACCACUUCGGACCUGACUACACACUUUUCCCAUCGCUUUCAAUGAUCCGUCAAAUUGAGAACAAGAACUCCCGUCAAUACCUCGAGGGUCUCGUCGAGGCCGUCCACGAACAACUCCGCUACAUCAAGGGCGCCCCCAGUGUACAGAUGAGCUUCAUCCCACCGGAUAUUCUGGGUCUACGCGAAGAAACCGAGAAAGAGAUCGAAGAGGAGACUGCCAUGCUGGAAGAAGAGCGUGAAGAACGCGAAGGCAGCGGCUUCGCUUCAGCCAUGAGCGGCACAAAUGACAUCCCCGGCUCAGCGGGAGGAAUUCCGCGGACGAAUCGUAGGCGUGAGCUCGAACGAGGAGCAGGAUAUAAAGGCGAGCUGUAUUCAUGA